Xyrichtys novacula (pearly razorfish) is the source of this 5362-nucleotide messenger RNA. Lineage: Eukaryota; Metazoa; Chordata; Actinopteri; Labriformes; Labridae. The record is from the annotation of a GenBank genome assembly.
AUGAAAUCGGAAACCAGGCACUUUGCUGAUAAAUGCGCUGAACAGUUCCUCAAGGUGGCAAAUGACUGGGGAAUUGAAAACAAAAUGUUCACCAUUGGUACUGAUAGCGCAGCAAACAUGCUGGCUGCUAUGAGGGCCCUUCCAUAUGAGCACAUUGCCUGCAAUGCUCACAUUCUGCAGAGGACCAUCACAGUCUGCAUCGACAGCAGUGGGUUUGCGGGUGUACUGGCAAUGUGCCGCAAGAUUGUUGGCCAUUUUAAACAAAGCCUGGCGAGUAUUACAGAACUUAACCAGCAACAAGUAGCACUUGGGAAAAAGAGGGAGCAGCUCAUACAAGAUGUACCGACAAGGUGGAAUUCGACACUUGCGAUGGUAUCACGUCUCUUACGCAACCGAGAGGCUGUCCAGGCUACGUUGGACCAACAGAAUAACAAUAGACUUGUCAUGCCAACCGAAGCUGAGUGGGGGAAACUGCAGAGGCUGGAGGUUCUGCUUGAACCAUGCAGGUACGCCCAAAUAAACACCUGUCCAUUUUAAUGAAAUAAACUCCUGUCACAUGUGUAAUCCAAAUAUGAAUUAACAUCAGGUAGUCACUUAAGGGAAAAAUAAAUUGAAAAUCAGCUAAGUUGAUUUUGCAAACGUAUCCACCUCUGCAGGUAUGUGACUGAGCUGCUGGGUGGUGAGGCCUACGUCUCUUGCUCUGUUGUGCUGCCAGCUUUUUGCCAUCUGGACCACCUCAUGGAUAUCACUGAUGAUGAUCCAACCUACGUGGUGAAGUUUAAGAAUGCCUUCCAGAGGGACCUGGCAGCAUGGCGACCUGUUGCCAAUGAGACAUGGUUCAAGGUGGCCACAGCACUGGAUCCAUGUUUUAAGGAUUUGAAAUGUCUUCCAAGAGAGAAUAGGGAACAGUUAAACACUAUAUAAGGAUAAGUUAGACUAAUGAGUUCAAUUUAUCAAAUCAAACUUUGUUUAUCAAGCAGUUUUCACACAUACAGCAACACAAAGUGCUUCUCAGAAUGAAAUAAAAUUAAAUGGCCUACUGCACUUAAUAACAAUCAGUCAUUCAUCCAUCUAUCCAUUCAUUCAUUUAUUUAUUCAGGUGUGGACCAGUCUGGAGAACAUGCUCCAAGCAGAAAAGCCCAGAAGAGCAGCUACUCUCCAGCCCUCAACAGUGGAUGAUGAACCAGCUGAGAAGAAGAGGAGGAGCGCUCUCAUGUUAGGGUCUGACUCUGACUCAGAAGAAGAUGGAAUUGAGUAUGGAAAGCUUCAGCGCUACAGAGCAGAGCUCGAAUACAGCGGAAUGUAAAUGGCUACGAUUUCAUCUGUUCAAGUCUGUAAAAAAAUAAAUGACUUUAUAAAGCCACUUUUUUGUUAUAUAUCAAUUUUUUGAUCUGCCACAUUAAUGUAAUGAAUUUAAUUGAAAAUACUUCAAGUUGAGGGCUUUUCUUAGCAAUUUUUUAGGUGAGAUUAAAAAAGAGAUUAAUUAGAUUAAUUAAUUACAGAUCAUAAUUAAUUAAUCUCUCAAAUUUUUUUAUUGCUUGACAGCACUAAUUCUAUUCUAUUCUAAUGAUUUCACUCCCGCUUGAUGUGUAGAGACACUCAGACCCAGAGUUCUGGAAUAGGCUUAGGUCAGGGUAUGGCUCAGAGUUCAGGGUCAGACUCAGACUUCUCGAAACAGAGCCCAGGUCUUGACUGCUCCAAAUGGUGGUUCUGUGUUCAUGACCGGUGCUGCAGAUGGCUUCCUACAGUUUUAUUAAAAAAAAAAAAAAACAAUGUAUUUCUAUUUACACCCAGAAAAAUGUAUCUGUUUUAAGAACCAAAUUUCUGUUUUUCUUAAUGCAGUCUGGUGAAAGAUUGCCUCUGAUGUUAUGAAACAAUGCUUCUGUUUUUUAACUGGUUUCCUAAAUAUACACAAACAUUAAACUUGUUUCUUCAGUGCAGUCUCAGAUGAACACGGCCACAUUAAAGGUAGCAGAUGUCUCUUUUUUUAAACCUCUUCUUCCACCUUUAGCUACAGACCUAUAAAAAUCUCUUCCCAUCACUCUGUGUUUGCACCUCCACCUGCUCAGAGCUGCUCCUGCAAGGUACGAAAUAAUGAUGGCACAAUAUGUGAGCCGCAGCUCUUCAGGGGAAAUGUUGAGUCAGGCAGCCGGGUGUGAUCACCUGAGUAGCCAGGGGGUGGUAGGGCUGUCUGGAUGCUGGUAAUGAUAAACCUCCACCAUACUGACAGUCAGCAGCAGCAGCAGCAGGUCCACACAGACCAUAUCAGCGUCUGGAUCUACUUAAUGAAACGAUUAAACAAAAAGGACAGCUCUAUCCAGCAACAAUACAUUGAUAUAAGUAUGCACAUUGAUUUAUGGUAUUAGAUCAAUCUGGUAUGUUACAGAACAACCUGAUAGAUAAUAUAAUGACAUACAACAGGUUAAAAUGUUAUGUUAUGAUAAAAAAUAAAAAAAUAAAUAAAUGUUGUAGCAUCUGAGACCUCUAUAGGCUGGUCUAACGUCACCCCCAUCCUCCUAUCUCUGCUCUGGCUCAUUAUUUAAUAUAAUACAGUAUUGUACUAUAUUCAAUGAUAAAAUAGGACACAAUGAAUAGGAAGUAUGAUAUGAUUCUGUGUAGUCUUCUUCAAGUACGUUUCCCUCACUUUAGUCUAAAUGAUGGUGAAAUAAACAAAUCUCAAAAAAUAAAAAUAUUUGAAAUAUAUAAAUAUUUGAAAACUUCCUUCAUGGAAAAAGGCAGAAAUACAAAAAAGGAAAAAAGAAAGUCUUCCACGCCCCAUCUGAACCCACUGUGACCCACCAACUGACAGCCCUCCGAACCAGCAGCAUCAGCCUGUGCUGGCCUUUUUAGGAGGCGGGGCUGCAGCAGAGUGGAGGGGGUGGAGUCACCUUGCCGGCAGCGCUGUGCUUCAUGCAUUAAUGAAGACGGAGGGGAAGUUAGCUGGAAGUGUUUGUGUGUCAUCCUGUCACAUUUAAAGAGGAGGGCAGAGAGAAAGGAGCAGAUCAGCUCUGACUCUUGCAGCAGAUGUUUGGAAAUGUGCUAAUGUGGAGAAUUAUUUCUGCCACACUCUGAUGUUAACAAAUACUGAGUUACACAAGCUGAAAUCUGCUUUACACAGGAAAUAUAUGCAAACAAUAUGUCUCAGAGACUGUUUCUGUGUACUCCAGUGACAUGUUUUAAAGGGUUCAUGUUGGAUAACACUGACCAAAGCAGGCCGAGGUUAUUUUUAGGUCUUAGUUCAGACUCAGAGGGGAUUAAAAACUCUAAAGAGGCAGAGAGGUGUCUCUAAAACACCCAGCAAAUAAUUAAACUGUCAGUGUACUAUACAAUGCAUAGGUGCAACCCCCCCCCAUAGAAAGUAGUUAUAAAUUUGACUUAGACGUUCACUUGAACAGAUCCCUUUUCUUAUUACAUUCUGACUGUUUAUUUCCACUCCUUAUUGUCCUCCAUUUAAAUCACCGCUUUUUACAUUACAUUAAUUUCCAAGUCAGAUGCUUUUAUACUGGAUAUUUAGUUUAUAGUGUUGUGGAGUCUUAGCCUACAUGUCAUGACAAAUUUUUUUCAUUUACAGAAGGACAAUUAAAUCUAGGCUCAUUACGCCUAUUAUCUGCAGUGUUGUUCUCUCAUAAAUUUGUGUGUGUGUGUGUGUGUGUGUGUGUGUGUGUGUGUGUGUGUGUGUGUGCGUGUGUGUGUGUGUGCGUGUAGCCAGGUCAGUUGAAAUUCAAUUCAAUUCAACUUUAUUUAAUGGCACUUUUCAUACAAAAGAAAAUGCAAUUCAAAGUGCCUCACAGAGGCUAAAAACAACGAUAAUGACAAAAACCCAACCCUUCCCCCCACACACACACCGAUGGACCCACAUGCACACAAAGACACACACCCACCCUCACUCAACCACACGUACACACACACACACACACAACCGCACACAGUGUGAGAAUUUAAGAUAUAUUGUUUAAGAGACAUGGCCUGACACCGAGACAUUACGUGAGGAAAGAGCUACCUUUAGGAAACACUGGAGAUAAAAAUAAAAUAUGUUGAAAAGGGUAAAUCCUGAUGGACUAAAAUAAAAAUAUUAAAUGAACAAAUUAGUAAAAGGGGUAAAAGAAGUAAAAACCUGUGACGGGAAAUUAAGAAAAAGACUAAGAACAGAGAUAACAAAUAGAAUGACAUUAAAUAAACAUUAAGAACUUUGAUUAAAAUAAACAUUUGCAAUAAGAGAAAUCUAAAAUGGCAAUUAGUAAAAAGCCUGGUUAAAAAAGUGAGUCUUAAGCCUCUUCUUUAAAAAAUUGCAGAGAACAGUUAAAUGAAAGACAUGAAAAUGCCAAGUAAAAAGAUCUCAAGGUUUGUUGAAAAAUAUCCAUAGAGAAGAAUGAGAUGCUUAUGGAAACGUUUAAUAAUGUUUUCAUUAGGCACAGAACAUCAAAGUACAGAGCUGGGCAUGGAGAGACAUAGCUACUGUAGUGAUGAUCACACCAGUGUUUAUGGUAAGCAAAGAAAUAUUGUUCGGUCACGUAUAGUGUUAUUUACUCCUACUACUAAUAUCAUUCUUGAAAUUGCUGGUGUAGCAUAAACAAACCUGUAGACAGGUGGGAUAUGGACCUACAAAGAACAAAGACAUAAUUAAAGUUAUAGUAUGAAAUUAAGUUCAGCUCUUCUCUCUAAUUGAUUACGUUUUCUUGUUAUCCCUUAGAUAAGUUCUGAUUUUCUUUUUUGUCUUUUCACUUUUCUUUCUUCAUCUUAUUUAUGUAUGGGGUUAUUUUUCAACAAGCAAGAGAGAAUAAGAGUCUCUGAAAUGUAGAAUGAGUGUUUUGUAAGUGUAAUAUCUGUAAGUAUAUGUCUAAAUUCAAAAUGAAAAUGAAGAUAAGGACCCCAAGAAGAAUAGUUACUGCAUAUCUACUAGUGAUGGAUCCAGUAUAAAUCAAAUCACAUUAAAUAGUUUAACAUCAUUAUUUAAGAUAUUUGAGAAAGUAUCAGACAAUACAGCAAAAAUAUGGACUCCAUUUUAAAUCCAUUAAUCUCAGGUACAAGCAGGAAAAAAAACAGUCUUCAUCCCAAGAUGCUUUUCAAAGAGGAAGAGCUAAAAUGGGAUUUGGCCCAUCUCAUCUAACAUGAGUAACAGUGGCAAGAAAAAACUUCCUUUUAACAGGCAGAAACCUUGGGUCUAGUCUGGGUCGCUCCACAACAGUUCUGGUCCAAAGCCACCAGGAGGGAGCAGAAGACCAUGGUGGUGGACAAAGUCACCAGGGUGGAGCAGCAGCAAUUCCAUAUAAAGGCUAUAUCUCAAGGCAGACAAGGAGCCUGGAUGCCAUGGGAGGCCACUGUGCAGAGCUGGACAUCUGUAGGACGCUGCAGAGCAGACUAA